Punica granatum (pomegranate) is the source of this 1588-nucleotide messenger RNA. The record is from RefSeq and is a predicted model, not a curated record. NCBI's taxonomy places the organism in Eukaryota, Viridiplantae, Streptophyta, Magnoliopsida, Myrtales, Lythraceae.
GUCCUGUUUCGUCUUCCCCCCGUGAUUUCGUGAUAAUUCCCGCCAAGCAAGAAAAUUGAGUGAAUCCAUCUUCUGGGUUUCGAGCUGUUGUUAAAUGUUCUGGGAGUUGAGUUUUCGCGAUAUGGGCUGAGCUGAAAUCCAUAGAGGGGUCCUCUGAUCUGAGCAAUCAGAUGUUCUGUUGCUUCUAGGAGUCAGUCUGUAACGAAAGAGUUCCAUUCAGUGAAAGAAGAUGAAGAGAAAAAGGGGGAAGAAGGAGGAGAAGAGAGAUUUGAAUGGGAAAGUAGACAAGGAGAGAGAGAAGAGGGAAGAAGACGAUGAGCUCCCUUCCACUGAAACCAUCACUCCCCCUUCGAAAGUUAAUUCCUAUUAAAUUUUCAUUGGACUUAUACGGACUCGGACCUAUAUCCACUUAAAAGCUCAAGCUGAUAAGUAGUGGUAUUCAAGUCUCAUAUAAAUCCAUGGAUAUUCUUUUUCUUUUCCGAUAUGAGAUUUAUCCUAUUUUUACUCCUUAACACCUGCCCUCACGUGCAACGUGUGGUCUAUUUCUGCCUACACGUUGUCACGUGCCCUUAAACACCCGCCCUCAACAAUUGACCUCGAGCCGGGCUCUUCUUCCGUGCUCGGGCAAGGGGGACUAACACGAGGCGCACACUUUGGCUGCACUCGGACAUAUUGGGCUUGACGCGGUGUGGGUGCGCACACGCGCGUGAGCGCGCUACGCGUAACCUGGGCUCUAAUACCAUAUUAAAUUUCCAUUGGGCUUAUACGGGCUCGGGCCCAUAUCCACUUAAAAGCUCAAGCUAAUAAGUAGUGGUAUCCAAGUCUCAUAUAAAUCCAUGUAGGAUUUAUCCCAUUUUUACUCCUCAACAAUUCCCUCUCCCGAUCUCGCUUUGAAAAGGGGAUUAUGCAGCUCUGUAAUCAGCUAUUGGAUCUGAAAGAUUCAGUGGAUAACUUACGCGGCAACACACAGACUAAGUACUCAGCUUGUUUAAGAAUAGCAGGAGGAGUGGCAGAGAUGAAGCACGAGCUAAGCAAGCUGCAGAAACAUAUUAACUCCCAAGGGGUACUCGUGCAGGAUUUGAUGACUGGUGUUGCUCUUGGCCGACAUCGGAAGAGAAGGACUUCUGAUACAGAUAUCAACAAGAGCCUAGAGUUGAUUCAGAGCAGUAUAGCUUCCAGGACUGAAAUGUCCAACUCGAGUUCUUCGUCGAAGAAAAGCGAGUCGGUUUCGAGCCCGGAUCGAUAUAGUAUAGAGGCUUGUAUGAAGGUGUUGUAUGAGAUGGAAAAUAUUACUGCUCAUGAGUGCGUUGCGGCCGCGAUGACUUUCCUGCAAGCUGAUUGGAGAACGGUGUUCAUCAUGAUGCCCGAUGACGCCAGACGGGCUUGGGUGGCGAAGGAAGCGCAGAAAUGAAUGGUCCGGGAGGCCUUGCUUAAAUUAUAUUAUUAUUAGUAUACGUAAUUAGCGACUUCCUUUAUCUGCUUGUGCGCUAUUACUGACAUCCUAUAUCUAGUUUGUGUGACAUUCCUUAUUCUUGUUGAAGACACGUGCAUAUAUUUAUAUAUAUAUGUAUAUAUAUUUUGGAUUUAA